Messenger RNA from Pelagomonas calceolata, 1149 nucleotides. Lineage: Eukaryota; Pelagophyceae; Pelagomonadales; Pelagomonadaceae. The record is from the annotation of a GenBank genome assembly.
GCCUCUCACAACCACACAAGAGGGCGUAUCGAGUCAUCGCUUCGGUUUCGCGCGAGUGGGGCGAGGCGGCGGGCUCUGCUGCACGGUCCCGGACUGGUGCAACCGCGACAGCGCAGCGUGCACCACACGCUGCGCAUCAAAGAGGUGCAGAGGUGGAGUCUCAGCAUGAGUCUCCGCACCACACAACUCUCCAUCACCCUGGAACGAUUACCAGAAUGGUUCCAGAGCCACGACCGCGCGCAGUCGCUGCUGCGCGUCGGCGCCUGGGCGGGAGCCUACUACGCCGUGCACCGGGCGACGUACGCGCUGUCGCUCGUCGCGGCCCCAAAAAACAAGCGCACACCCGGCGGCGUCGAUUUAGAUGGUCCGGUGCCGCGCUACGCGGGCUGUUCCCUGCGCAAGGUCGCGGCGGCGCGCGCGGCGUCGUUCGUGCACGCCGUGGGCUCGUUCGCGUGGAACGCGCGGCUCAUGCGGCGGCACUGGAAUGUUUUGCGCGACGUGGCGCAGCGACGGCCUGUCGUGAGAUUUCUCGGGCGCGCGUUGCCGCUGUUGGCUUAUGACGCGAGCAAUGAGCUCCCCGGCGCGCGCGAGGCGUUGUGUUGUUCCUUAGGCUACUUCGUGCAGGAGCUCGCGCACGUCCUCGGCAACGAGCCGGAUCCCGUCUUCGUGGCGCAUCAUGCAGCUUACUUGGCGGCAACCUUACCCAUCGUCUGCUCGCCGCGGGGCUGGGCCAUGGUGAGCCUCGCGACGCUGCUCGCGGAGGUGACGAACCCGCUCCAGUUGAGCUGGGAGCUCGCGCGCGCCUUCGGCUGCGAGCAGGUCUACGACGCGCUGUCGCCGCUGUUCACCUUUGGGUUUGCAGUGUGUCGCGGCGUGCUGAUGCCGCUGGCCAUGGGAGAUAUCGCGGUGUCGAUAUUCGGCCGCGACGGUGGCGCGCGCGCGCCCCCGGCCAUGCGCUUCGCCUACGGCGUCUUCUUCGUCGGCAUCGGCGCGUCGGGCGUGUGGUUGGCGCAAUUGAUCCGCGGCUUCCGACGCUACCGGCGGAAGAAGCGGCUCAACAACAACGGGGCGGUGCCGAAGCCUCCGCGCGACCGGCGGCCGAGCGAUUGUAUCUAGUAUCAUUAUCUAAAAGUAAGUUGCCGACAGCUA